CUCUGCCUCUCCCAACUCAAUCCACGAUUCCAAUUAUUGAACUCUCUCUAAUUUACUUUAAUCACCAAAAAAAGUCUUUCUAGAAGUCAUUUUUACUUUCUACCACCACCUUUUGUGUCUUGAAAACAUGACUAUUGCUUUAACGAUCGGAGGAAACGGGUUCUCGGGUUUAUCCGGAUCUUCGUUUUCAUCAUCUUCUUCAUCGUUUCGACUGAAGAACAGCAGAAGAAAAGACACGAAGAUGCUGAACAGAACAAGAGUCGUCUGUUCUUCAUCUUCAGUAAUGGAUCCUUAUAAAACACUACAGAUCCGACCCGAUUCAUCAGAAUACGAGGUCAAGCAAGCUUUCAGACAACUCGCCAAAAAGUAUCAUCCUGAUGUUUGUAGAGGAAACAACUGUGGAGUACAGUUUCAGACAAUCAACGAAGCUUACGAUAUUGUGUUGAAGCAAAUAAAGAAUCAGAUGGAGGGAACAGAGGAAUUUGAGCCAUUUGAUGUGUAUGACGAGGGAUUCAACGGAAUGAAUGAUCCAGAUUGUGACACGUGGGAAGAAUGGAUGGGCUGGGAAGGUGCAGGAACCAGAGACUACUCCUCUCACGUCAAUCCUUACGCUUGAAGAUGAAGUAAUGAUUCGAAUGCACAUAAAUAACCAACAUAGAGACUGAUGUAAAUACAUGAAACUGUCUCGUGAAUAAAAAUGUAAAUAAAAAGUCAUUUCUCUCCUUCAUUGUAAAUCUCAACCUUAAGCUUAAAUGAAAAUCAUCUCAAUAUA
Molecule: messenger RNA, 772 nt
Organism: Raphanus sativus (radish)
Lineage: Eukaryota; Viridiplantae; Streptophyta; Magnoliopsida; Brassicales; Brassicaceae
Product: chaperone protein dnaJ 8, chloroplastic
Exons: 3
Coding region: 128-616 (162 amino acids)
Source: RefSeq, a predicted model, not a curated record